This is a messenger RNA of Spirodela intermedia, 729 nucleotides long. The record is from the annotation of a GenBank genome assembly. NCBI's taxonomy places the organism in Eukaryota, Viridiplantae, Streptophyta, Magnoliopsida, Alismatales, Araceae.
AUGUCGAGCAUACAGAAUUAUUCGCAUUGUUUCAUUCUUCCAUCCUCGAGAUAUUCAAGAUCAAUCUCUCUCUGCAUGGGUCACAAGACGGCUCACAACAGCAGCCAGAGAUUUCCUCCUCAGCUUGGUUUUCUCCGUAAGCUUAUAUUUUGCAUCAACAGCUCGAGGAGGUGGGUUCUUUCUACAUUUAGAAUUAAUUUGGCAAAUACUACAUAGAACAUUGGACAAGAAACUGAUUAAGAUCUCGUUGAAUCUAAUAGGCAUGCAAGGUGGUCGAUUAGAAGCAUGGCAGGUGACAGCAGUGAAGAUCCCACGAGAAGUGACUCUGAUGGUGGGCCUCGACUUGUUAGAGAGUUGCAGACUUUCCGAACGAAGCUAAGUGCUCGGUUUGAGAAACUGAAGAAGGACUGGCCCAUGAAGGUCUUCCUAUUCCUGGUUGGAUUUUACUGUGCCACUGCGUUUGCCACACUCAUAGGGCAGACUGGUGACUGGGACAUCCUUUCGGCGGGUCUCGCCGUGGUUGUUGUCGAGGGGAUUGGGGCAUUGAUGUACAGGAGUUCCUUCCCUUUGGUUGAGAAAAUCAGGAGGCUGAUCACCAUGUUUAAUUAUUGGAAGGCUGGGCUUUCCAUGGGGCUUUUCUUGGAUGCAUUUAAAUAUGAAAUAGAUAAGAUUUUGGAAUCAUGUGACCCCUUCAAUAUUGAUAUUGAUGCCUUUCCUAUAUUUUGGUAA